AUGUCAGACAAGGACCCGUUCAAGGACCUGGUCUUCAACGGUGCUCCAUCGGAGUAUCGGCUGUUCAGGCGGAAGAUCCUCCUGAGUGUGGCUUCUCUGGAAGAGAAGCAUGUAUACUUGGCUGGCCCGCGGAUCUUGAACCGCUUGACGGGGGAAGCUUGGCGAGCGACUGAGCACCUCGCCAUUGGCGACCUUAGGUCUGAGAAGGGCUGGUUGAGAGUUCUGCAGGCUCUGGACGAGCACUACCGCUAUUUGCCGGAGACCGAGCUGAACGAGUGUGUGGAUGAGUUUCUCUUCCAUUUGAAACGGAAGGGCCACGAGGGGCCCACAGCUUUCGUUUCGCGUUUCAAGGCGGUUCUCAGCCGGCUUGAGACUUUGGUGGCUGCGGAGAAGGCACAGCAAAAGGGAUCGACUAAGAGAAGGAGAUCGUCGAAGCGGACAUCCAGUCCGGAUGGGGAGCCUUCUACGAGCAGCUUGAGCUCAGAUCAUGCUGAGGACGAAGAGCCGGUCUUAACCAAGGACCGGGUGGAAGCGGCGGCAGCGGCCGCUGAGACUCCUUCGGGUGCCCGUGCACCAGCUGAGCCGGCCAGUGUUUCCAAGGGCCCGCGCACGGUCGGCAGCUUCGUGGAGUCUCCUAAGAAAAAGCCUCCUUCAGCAGGCGGCUCUCAGAGGAGCCGCGGGACACAGAAGGCCGAUGAUGAACGAGCCAACCGACAGAUGAUGGAAGACUUGGGGAAGCUGGAGGUCGGGCAUCUCCGGGUGAAGCCCAUCUUUCCAGAAGUGAUCCUGGGACAUCUGUUCAUGAGGAAGUACGGGCUGAAUCGGGAACAGAGAAGCCAGGUGAUUCGUUCGACCGGUGGCUCGUGCCGGUUCAGGGACGUGGAGAAGGUGAUCCGUGCCUCCGACUACGAGGACAAGUUCCACGACCCGGGCCCCCGAGGUCAGUCGUCUCGGCCGACAAGAGGGGCUAAUGUCCUUGCUGCCGAAGAGGGAAGCAGCUUGAGUGAGCCCACUUACUCGGACGAGGAUGAGGUCAACGAGGCGGCUACAGGCGACGAAGAGAACGACGAUGAUGAGGACUUGGAGGAGGCCUAUGAGAUCCAGAAGAAGGCGAAGAACGAUGCAAAGCGCGCCUUCCGGAGCUACAAGGAUAGCCGACGACGAGUGAAAGAAAUCCGGAAGGACAGGCAACCCUACAUGCCUGUGGUGGCGAUCCCGCCUUCCUCAUCAAAUGCGGUUCCCCCCGACGCCAUGCCGGUGCAACCUACGUUCCGGUAUGACCGGAAGCCGUCCCGACGGACAAAUGACAAGGGGAAGGGCGGCCGCAAGGGCCGCAAGGAGGACGUGAGCCUCGUGCAGGCCUCGUUGGUGACCGAGUUCUCUUACAUGGUCUCGGCCGAGGACGCUGCUCCAGAGGAUGACCAGGAGAUCUUUGCCGUCUCCGUGCCGCCUGGCUUGGCUGUGAUAGACACGGGGUGCACCACCUCGGUGAUCGGGAGGCGCACAGCCGAUCGCUACAUCGAGUUCUUCAAGGCGAGGAGCAUCCCCGAGCCGACCCUGGUCACUCUGCCUCCUGUCCAGCUGAAGGGCUUCAAUGGGAUGCGCUCCUCCUCAGAUCGUGGCCUCAAGUGGACAGUCAAGCUUGGAAGCUUGUGGGGUCAGGUCACGACUUACCUGGUGGAGGGCGAGGCUCCUUUUCUCCUGAGCCGCAAGGUCCUGCAGAGCAUGGAGGCCACGAUCGACCUCGGCAAGUGCACUCUGUCGAGCGAAAAACACGGACUCAAGAAUGAGCCCUUGGCCCAGGCGAGCAAUGGCCAUCUCCUGAUGCCCCUAGUCCCAACCGAGGACUACGAGGACCUGCUCCAAGUGCAGCUGGCAGAGAGGGCGGUGUUCGACCGGCCUGGAGCAUGCCUCUUUGCGUACCGAUACGCAACGGCCCAGGAGCAGGCCGUCACUGCAGACAUGUUGAGGAACAACCUCAGCAGGUUAGGAGUUAGCUUCGGUCAGGAUUUCAACAGGGCGAAGGUUAGCUUGGCCAAAGGUGGAGAGGCUGCAAGGUCUGUGCUAGCCCGACGCAAGAAGGAACGCCCGCCCCGGGAUCAUGGGGGGCGAUAUCCACAGAAGUUCUGCAAGAAGCUGGUGCGUGCACUGGCCAGUAGGGACAAAGAGGUUCUUCCAGAGCACGACAUCUUCAUGCAGACAGACGAUGAAGCAGACUCUGAGAGAGAGUCUGACCAAGAGGGCGACCCAGAUGAGGAACCGAGGCUGCGAGCCGCCAACCGCAGAUCAUAUGCGGCUAUGAUCCAAAAGCUGCAUGUCAAUACUGGCCAUGCUUCGGUUCCCCAGAUGCUGCGUCUUGCUCAGCGGGCCAAGGCACCGGCCGAUCUGAUUGCGGAAAUUCGGAAGUUCAAGUGCUCUGUGUGCGAAGAACUCCAGGUUCCUCCGACUCAUAGAGUAGCAGCCCUACGGCAUACAGAGACCCCGAACCACAUCGUAGGCCUUGAUCUUGUGCAAGUAGAGCUUAAGAAAGAAGGACCCCGUGGACCCAUCGAAACUAAGUACAAUGUCCUUACUGCAGUCGACUAUGCCUCCGAUUUCGCACAGCAGAUCGUCCUGCCAGCUGGUCCGGGAGUU
Molecule: messenger RNA, 2634 nt
Organism: Symbiodinium sp. CCMP2456
Lineage: Eukaryota; Dinophyceae; Suessiales; Symbiodiniaceae
Source: the annotation of a GenBank genome assembly